AUGGAUGCGCCGGAGCCUGAUACGCCCUUUGCGGCCGUUUCCGCGCAGACAACUCGCUUUCAAAGAAUCUAUCAAUCCUACCUCGACAAGUCAACCCCAUACGUGGCCUACAGAUGGAUAGGCACCGGCGUCAUCUUCCUCGCCUUUGCUUUAAGGAUAGUCGUCGCGCAGGGCUGGUAUAUCGUCGCCUACGCUCUGGGCAUUUACCUCCUCAACCUCUUCCUCGCCUUCAUCUCCCCCAAAUUCGACCCUUCCCUCGACGCCGACACCGACAUGGAAGAUGGUGUGCCCGCGGGCGAAUCUUCCCUUCCCACGAAGAAUGACCAAGAAUUCAAGCCUUUUGUUCGCAGACUCCCCGAGUUCAAAUUCUGGCAUUCGGCCACGAGGGCUGUGAGCUUGAGUUUCUUGUGUAGUUGGAGCGAGGUGUUUAACUUGCCCGUCUUCUGGCCGGUCUUGGUGGUGUAUUGGUUGAUUCUGGUAUUUUUGACCAUGAGGAGGCAGAUUCAGAGUAUGAUCAAGUACAGAUAUGUGCCAUGGGAUUUUGGCAAGGCAAAGUACGAGCAUAAGUGA
Molecule: messenger RNA, 570 nt
Organism: Ramularia collo-cygni
Lineage: Eukaryota; Fungi; Ascomycota; Dothideomycetes; Mycosphaerellales; Mycosphaerellaceae
Product: probable RER1 protein
Exons: 4
Coding region: 1-570 (189 amino acids)
Biological process (GO): protein retention in ER lumen; retrograde vesicle-mediated transport, Golgi to endoplasmic reticulum
Cellular component (GO): Golgi membrane
Source: RefSeq, a predicted model, not a curated record